GCCUCCCGAGCAGGAAGCUCGCGCUGCGCUGCUGCUGGGCUCCCGCGCGUCCAGACCCACUGAGCCCGGCGCCAUCCCGGCCCGGGUCCCUCCGAGGACAGUGACCGCCGCUCCGCCGGCUCUCCGCCGCCCCCUGCACCGGGCACCCCGGCGGGGCCCGGGAGAAAGCCGCCGCCCUCCCCCGGCCGGCCCGCAGCCCUCCCGCCGCCGCGCGCGCCAUGGAAGCCCCAGAGCAGCAGCCGGACCCCGACGGCGGGGACGCCCUGGGCCCCGAGCCGGGGGGCAGCCCCCAGGACGAGCUGGACUUCUCCAUGCUCUUCAACUAUGAGUAUAUGGACCCGAUCGGAGAAGAGCCGAAUGCACAUAAGGUCGCCAGCCCACACUCCGGACUUGCAUACCAUGACGAUGUCCUGGACUAUGGCCUCAAGCCAUACAACCCCCUCGCCAGUCUCUCUGGCGAGUCCCCCGGCCGAUUCGGAGAGCCGGAUAGGGUAGGGCCCCAGAACUUUCUGAGCCCGGCCAAGCCAGCGGGGGCCUCGGGCCUGAGCCCUCGGAUCGAGAUCACUCCGUCCCACGAACUGAUGCAGGCAGGGGGGGGCCUCCGCAUGAGAGACGCCGGCCUCCUGGGGGAGCAGGUGGCCCUGGCGGGGGCGGCCGCCAGCCCACGGUUCACCCUGCCCGUGCCCGGCUUCGAGGGCUACCGCGAGCAGCCGCUUUGCUUGAGCCCCGCGAGCAGCGGCUCCUCUGCCAGCUUCAUUUCCGAAACCUUCUCCCCCUACACCUCGCCCUGCGUCUCGCCCAAUAACGGCGGCGGGCCCGACGACCUGUGUCCCCAGUUUCAAAACAUCCCUGCUCAUUAUUCCCCCAGAACCUCGCCAAUAAUGUCACCUCGAACCAGCUUCGCUGAGGACAGCUGCCUGGGCCGCCACUCGCCCGUGCCCCGUCCGGCCUCCCGCUCCUCGUCGCCUGGUGCCAAGCGGAGGCACUCGUGUGCCGGGGCCCUGGUCGCCCCGCUGCCCGGAGCCUCACCCCAGCACUCCCGCAGCCCCUCACCGCAGCCCCAGGACGACGGCGCCCCCGCCGGGUACCCCCCGACGGCUGGCUCUGCCAUCCUCAUGGAUGCUCUGAACAGCCUCGCCCCGGACUCGCCUUGUGGGAUCCCCCCCAAGAUGUGGAAGACCAGCCCCGACCCGUCCCCGGUGACUGCUGCCCAGCCCAAGGCCGGCCUGCCCCGCCACAUCUACCCGGCCAUGGAGUUCCUGGGGCCCUGCGAGCAGGACGAGAGGAGGAACUCGGCUCCCGAGUCCAUCUUGCUGAUGCCCCCGACGUGGCCCAAGCCGCUGGUGCCUGCCAUUCCCAUCUGCAGCAUCCCAGUGACUGCAUCCCUUCCUCCACUGGAAUGGCCACUCUCCCACCAGUCAGGCUCCUACGAGCUUCGGAUCGAGGUGCAGCCCAAGCCACAUCACCGGGCCCACUAUGAGACAGAAGGCAGCCGAGGGGCCGUCAAAGCACCAACUGGUGGCCACCCUGUGGUUCAGCUCCACGGCUACAUGGAGAACAAGCCCCUGGGGCUCCAGAUCUUCAUCGGGACGGCCGACGAGCGGAUCCUCAAGCCCCACGCCUUCUACCAGGUGCACCGGAUCACCGGGAAGACCGUCACCACCACCAGCUACGAGAAGAUCGUCGGCAACACCAAAGUCCUGGAGAUCCCGCUGGAGCCGAAAAACAACAUGAGGGCGACCAUCGACUGUGCGGGCAUCCUGAAGCUGAGGAACGCCGACAUCGAGCUGCGCAAAGGCGAGACGGACAUCGGCCGGAAGAACACGCGGGUGCGGCUGGUGUUCCGGGUGCACAUCCCUGAGGCCGGUGGGAGGAUCGUCUCCCUGCAGACGGCCUCCAACCCCAUCGAGUGCUCCCAGCGGUCCGCCCACGAGCUGCCCAUGGUGGAGAGACAAGACAUCGACAGCUGCCUGGUGUACGGGGGCCAGCAGAUGAUCCUCACGGGCCAGAACUUCACGGCCGAGUCCAAGGUUGUGUUCACGGAGAAGACCACAGAUGGGCAGCAGAUCUGGGAGAUGGAGGCCACCGUGGACAAAGACAAGAGCCAGCCUAACAUGCUUUUCGUGGAGAUCCCCGAGUACCGGAACAAGCACGUGCGCACGUCGGUGAAGGUGAACUUCUACGUCAUCAACGGGAAGAGGAAACGAAGCCAGCCUCAGCACUUUACCUACCACCCAGUCCCAGCCAUCAAGACAGAGCCCACGGAUGAAUAUGACCCCACCUUGAUCUGCAGUCCCGCCCACGGGGGCCUGGGGAGCCAGCCUUACUACCCACAGCACCCCAGGGUGGCCGAGUCCCCCUCCUGCCUCGUGGCCACCAUGGCCCCCUGCCAGCAAUUCCGCUCGGGGCUCUCGUCCCCCGACGCCCGCUACCAGCAGCAGAACCCGGCGGCUGUGCUGUACCAGCGGAGUAAGAGCCUGAGCCCCAGCCUGCUGGGCUACCAGCAGCCAGCCCUCAUGGCCACGCCCCUGUCCCUCGCGGACGCCCACCGCUCGGUGCUGGUGCACGCCGGCUCCCAGGGCCCGAGCCCGGCCCUGCUGCACUCCUCUCCCGCCAGCCAGCAGGCCUCGCCGGUGAUCCACUACUCGCCUACCAACCAGCAGCUGCGCUGCGGGGGCCACCAGGAGUUCCAGCACAUCAUGUACUGCGAGAACUUCCCCGCCGGCUCCGCCAGGCCUGCCCCGCCCCCCGGCAGCCAAGGCCAGAGGCUGAGCCCGGGGUCCUACCCCACGGUCAUUCAGCAGCAGAAUGCCACAAGCCAAAGAGCCGCCAAAAACGGACCCCCGGUCAGUGACCAAAAGGAAGUGUUACCUGCAGGCGUGACAAUCAAACAGGAACAGAACUUGGAUCAGACCUACUUGGAUGACGAGCUGAUAGACACAAACCUUAGCUGGAUACAAAACAUAUUAUGAAACAGAAUGACUGUGAUCUUUGAUCCGAGAAAUCAAACUUAAAGUUAACGAAAUCAUCAGGAAGGAGUUUUCAGGACCGCCCACCAGAAAUCAGACGUAGAAGCAGUCAUUAGCAAGACACCUUCGAACCCGUCCCCUCGGAGCCCUCCUCGCCCCUCCCGUCUUCCUGGCGGGCCCUGCCUGCCCGGAGUCCCAGCGGGCAGCGCUCUUCCUGGCAGACAGCCGCCUCGUCAGGAGCUCGCCACCUCUCUCUGCAAACACAGCGAGGACCCUCUGCCUUUUGAUAUAUAUUUUCUGUCUUAAAUCCCAAAGAGCAUCUCGGUGGACUUUAAUGGUGUCCCGUCCAAACCUAAGUGCCUGCUGAACAAAACCAAAUUCUGAUCAAGACAGCACGCCGGGCCACACCUGAGAGCCGGUGACGAGCUCAUGGCAUGGCUGGUGGGGGACGGAAGACGCGGCCCUGUGGUUAAACCCCCGUCUCUGCUCAUGUCCCCAGCCCGCACCUCCCGGGGGACAGGAGUUCCCAAACCGAGCGGGCAAAGGAAUGCAGCCCAAGAGUCCAGCUCGCAGGCUGAGGGAUCGGAGAAGCCAGCCGUCAUCCUUCGGGCCACCGGGGCGUGCCCCGGUGGGGCCACGGCUAACACUUAUUCCUAAAUUCUCAUCCAGAAGCAAAACUGGCCUGGCCCCUGCAAGAUCCCCUGUUAGAACUUCUUGGAGUUAAGUUAGGACACGUAUGCUUUUUCCCUGCUUCAUAUGGCCGGCCACGGUGGCUGGAGGUGGACCCGCCCUGGCCAGCAGCUCCCACUCCACAGCGCGGCCUAGUACUCGCUGCAGAGUGAGCGCCCUGGCUGCAGCCACGGCCUAAAGGCUCUGCGACGUUCCCGCGUGCUUUCUUCCCAACAGCCAGAGUGCUCUCCCGGCAAGGCGUUCAGAGAAUCCCACGCAUGAGCAUUGCAAUUUCAGAAGGAAUGGCACAGGGCAAAAGCAAUUCCCCGACUCCCCCGCCCCCCCCCCCCCCAAAAAAAAAAAAAAGCACAGGCAUUUUUGCACAGGCAUUUUUGUGAAGUGGUUGUGAAGAGGCAAUUGGCAGGCCUGAGGGUUCCCCUGAGUGGGCACCCCCAGCAGGGAAAAGGGGCCGAGUUCCCUCUUUCUGGCCUAGACUCUAAGUGGGACACUCCAGCUCAGGAUCUGGCCCUAAAGGUCAUUGGUUAUUUUAACUGGAACCUAUUGAAAGGCCUGCUCGGCCCCAAAGACCUUUCUGCACAGCUGCCUCCUCCAGCACAGGGCUCCCCUAGCUAUGUGUGUCCCCGCCCCCUCGCUUUUCUCCACUGAGCACAUCCAGGGUCCCCCAGAACCUCCCUCCUUCGGUGCAAUUUUGCCAACAAAACUCUCAAAGUUCUUGGCAGGUGAGUUUUUGUCGCAAAGAUGUGUUUUGUUUGCAUUUACUGCAGACACCCCUAGCCUUUCAGCGGCUUCCCUGGCAGUGAGUGUAUGCCUGGCGCUCUGGGAGAGGCCGUGCCUUCAGAGAUUUCUGAGCACGUCUGCUGGAUGGAGGGACUCACUGCAGUGGAGAGUCCCUGUGGGCUUUCUGAGUGCUGGCUUUCCCAUCAGGGUUGCUCAGAGGUCAAACCUCCCUGAGAGCCGGGCCAAGGGUGCAGGACUUGGUGUGUUCGGUGCCCCGGAGAGAGGACAGAAUGCCCAGGGUGGGCCUUUGCACUCUCCUGUCUAUGACCUUUUGCUCAAAAUGACCUUUCACCCCAAUGACAGAGGCCCACGCCCCCGUCCACCCAAGCACAAAGUUUAGCAGAAAUCCUUUUAGACAGACAGAAUGCCCGUAAGAAGGCAACCACUGCCAAAAGCUUCGGGGAUGCAGAAUUCUUCCCAAUAGACAGAUCCUUCCACAAGCAGCUCUACCCAAAGACCUUUCUCUCCAGCAUCACCGACUUCCCCGGGGAAGAGCUCAUGGGUGCAGCGAGGGACGCGCUCCCGCUGACCUGGCCAGGAGCCACUUCUUUUGCACAUGAGGAAAUUUGGCCUUUCCUCGGCUCUCUGAAUGUUUCACCCAAGUGCCUUCCUGCCAUUGUAGCAAAGCCGCUCGCUCGGCUUCCCUGUGCAUGAGGUGCAAAAAGGACUAAUGCAUUUUCCAUCCUUCUCCUAACCAUGUUAGUGACAAGGGCCUCCUGUGAGUUCUGACCCCUGUAUAUACGUGUGUGUGUGUGUGUGUGUGUGUGUGUGUGUGUGUGUGUGUGUAGAGAGAGAGAAACUCUCUUUUUCUAAGACAUCUUAGCUGGAUAUUAUAGGAAGCAUUUCCAUAACACAACGAUCCCAAAAAAAGCAAAGGAGAGAGAAGCAAGGACGUUCAUUUUGAGACACAAAUAGGCAUGCAAUCAUGCUGUGAGGAACUGACAGCUGUGGAGAAAGUUCUGUCCGUCACAGACGCCGGAGGAAAUUUUGCCAAGAGGAAUUGCUCACGAACUGUCUUCAGGAUGGGAAGAGGCCAGCAGGUCCUCUAGGAGGAGCAGAAGGCGGAGACGUCUACAUGGUGAAGGUGUGUGUGUGUGGCAUGUGUGCUGGAAGGACCUCAGUUAGGUGGAGGUGUGCACCUGCCUCUUCCAUGGUCAGUGGGACAGGUAGCACUUCCGGCGGAAACCUGCAGUGUUGCUGAAUGUAGUCUAUCUCCGACGUUUGCCAUCUACCCGCAUUGUAGAAAAAUUCUGCUGCUUGGUAAUAUAUAAUAGCGAUCCAAAAUCAUAUGUUAUUAAAUUUUAUUUUCUUAUCUGUAUUUUUAUGCUUUUUAUCUGUCCUCAACAUAGUGCACCCCAGUUGGAAUUAGAAGAAUAUUUAUAAAUGGUCAGAAGUCUUUUUCCAGUAUAUCUUUUAACAUCUAUGUUGAUCCCUGUCCCCCCCUCCCCCCAAGAGAAAUGAUGUAUUCUUGAAAAGGUGUUAAAUCAUUCCAGGAAAAAAGACAAAACCCCACCUCAGAGCCUGUCAGUCACCUGUCUCCCAGACAGAAGCAUCUCCGGAGAAAGGGGGAGUGGCUCUGUGGCAGAAGGAACCACGGAUCUUGCUUGAGACCAAUGUUGCCUGACUUCAGCUCUGAGCCUCGAUCUUGUCACCGAGAACUGUCCUGUCAAGUGUUUCGAUCCCUCAGUAAGUAGAUGGUCUAAAACACCUGCCUGCACUGUAAUGGGAUUCCAGAAGCAUCCGUGUUCACAGAAAUGUAAGCGCAACCUAAUGUUUACAGAGCUGACUGAAUCCUGGUAGAUACCCCACUCACGUGAUGCAGAGGGCGGGCACUCGGAGUUUCCCAGCGCAGACACGGCCCCUGAUGAAUGCCUUGGUUCCUCCUAAGAGCUGGGAAGCCCUGGAGAGCUUUUCCUGCUGCCAUCCUUCUGGAAAGCAGCCUCGGCCGAGGUGGCGGCCGUCCCGUUGACAGAUCGGAAGCCGGUGCGUUCCGAUUGUCACUCUGGACGAAAGCGAGGCAGGAUUUGUUUAUUUUCGUGUCAACAGACACUUCCCAAGUGCUUCCUGUUGUUCAAUGUUGAAAGAAUGUCCGGGACCCCAUUCACAACUGCUCGCUUCUUGUUUACAGUAAGCAUAGGAUAGUGACAUUCUUGGCAAGCAGGGGUAUCAGCUUUCCUGAACUUACAUUCUUGGAAGGACAGCACUCUAGCAGGCACCCGACAGGCCUUAACCUGGUGUCUUCCGAGCGUGAGACUUGGGCAUCCAGGCUCACGGAACCCCACCAGCCGAUGCCCGUGUUUUCCUGCAUCCCAGCUACAUAUGAAAGCAAAAAGGAAGCUGGGAUGGCAAGCAUCUAUCCCCGUCUCCCCACUGCUUUCCCAAGUGCCCCAAGCUAUAGCCAACAUCAAUGUCUUAACUCAGUUUGUUCA
Molecule: messenger RNA, 6865 nt
Organism: Pipistrellus kuhlii (Kuhl's pipistrelle)
Lineage: Eukaryota; Metazoa; Chordata; Mammalia; Chiroptera; Vespertilionidae
Gene: NFATC2
Product: nuclear factor of activated T cells 2
Exons: 12
Coding region: 219-2972 (917 amino acids)
Biological process (GO): regulation of transcription by RNA polymerase II; calcineurin-NFAT signaling cascade; cytokine production
Cellular component (GO): transcription regulator complex
Molecular function (GO): DNA-binding transcription factor activity, RNA polymerase II-specific; transcription factor binding; RNA polymerase II cis-regulatory region sequence-specific DNA binding
Source: RefSeq, a predicted model, not a curated record